Molecule: messenger RNA, 825 nt
Organism: Daldinia vernicosa
Lineage: Eukaryota; Fungi; Ascomycota; Sordariomycetes; Xylariales; Hypoxylaceae
Product: SnoaL-like domain-containing protein
Exons: 4
Coding region: 132-662 (176 amino acids)
Source: RefSeq, a predicted model, not a curated record
AAAUAGUAUAAAUAACGAUCUUUAUCCGCUCUUGAUACUUACGAGAUGCUUGGCAUUCCAAGUUACAAGUUCAAACGUAGUAAUACAUCCAUCCAUCGCCAACCAGGAAAAAGCAAAGAAAACUCGCAACAAUGGCCGCCGCCCAAUACGACAUCCAGACGUUCUUAUUGGACAAGCAAAACAUCCACGACACGGUCGCUCGCCUCACAUUAAACCUAGACCUGCGUUCAACCGACGGCCUCAUCAAAGACGUCUACGCUCCCGACGUCGUCGUCGACUACACGUCCAUGUUCGGCGGGAAGCCGACUGAGGCGACCAACGAGGCGUGGGCUAAGAGCCUCGAGCCAAUGAUGGACGCUUUCGACUCGAUGCAGCAUGUGGUCACGAACGAGGUCAUCGAGCUGCCGCAGCCGACGAAGGGAGUCAGCAGGCCCGACAGGGCUAGCGUCGUUGCUCAGGUCAAUGGACAUAUGUUCCGCCGCGCGGCGAGAGGGAAACCAAUUAUGCAUAACGGCGGCCGAUAUAAUCUCGAGCUCGUGCGACUCCCGGAGCUCGAGCAGAAGGGAGAAAACCCGUGGAGAAUCAGCAGGCACGCUACUGUUAUCGGAUGGGAAGACGGUAGCUCGGAUGUUAUGAGUGUUUUUGCUGGUAUUGGACAUUAGAUUGAGCAGUCUGGUUACGGGCAGUAAGGGAUGAGAUGAGAUGAGGCCUUGAUGGGGUAGACGUUGCAAUGUGAGGUUAGCUUCCCCCUGGGAACUAAUUUAUAACAAUAUAUUAUACAGUGUGGUAGAAAACUAUAUAUCAACAGAGGACCGUCCCUAGCUG